GGAAUCUCAACACAGCUGAAGUGUGAGCCUGAGCUACCAGAGCUACAUUCCUCAGAGACAGAGAUAGACAGAGACUCAGAGAUACAAGGAUGUUGCCAGGUUCUGAGUGGCUGUCUCACCAGCUGGGCCUGGAAGGGUUAAGGCCUGGAAUUUCUUCAGGCCUGCUCCUGUUCUUCUUGGCACUUAGCACAUGGAUCCUGGCUCAGUUCUUAUCUUCUGCCUACAGAUACUACAACAUCUGCCAAUAUUUUAGAUGCUUUCCCCAGCCACCCCUUCAGAACUGGUUCGGUGGUCACCUGGGUUUGAUAGACUUCACAGAGGAAAAUUUGGUACGUUUUCUCAGUAUCGUGGCCACUUUUAGAGAGACCUUUCUACUCUGGGUAGGACCUUUCCUCCCAGUAGUUACACUCUGCCACCCUGACUACAUCCGGCCUCUUACUUCUGCAUCAGCCCAGAUUGCACCCAAAGAUCAAUUCAUCUAUGGAUUCUUGGAGCCCUGGUUGGGGGAUGGGCUGCUCCUGAGCGGAGGAGACAAAUGGAGCCGGCACCGGCGUCUGUUGACCCCAGCCUUUCACUUUGACAUCCUCAAGCCCUAUGUGAAGUUAUUUAACCAGAGUGCAGACAUCAUGCAUAAAAAGUGGAGGCGUCUAUGUGCUGGGGGUAAAAAAAACCUGGACAUGUUUGAACACAUCAGCCUCAUGACCUUGGACAGCCUGCAGAAAUGCAUCUUCAGUCAUGAUAGCAACUGUCAAGAGAAACCAAGUCCCUACAUCUCUACUAUCCUCGAGCUGAGUGCCCUUUCAACAAAACGUCUCAAUGAUGUUUUUCUACACUGGGAUAGACUGUAUUUCCUCACCUCAGAGGGGAGACGCUAUUCCCAGGCCUGCCGCCAGGUACAUGACUUCACGGACACUGUUAUCCAGGCCAGGAAAAAAGUUCUUGCUGAGCAGGGUACAGAAACCUUUCUCAAGAACAAGGGUAAAGGCAAGACCACAGACUUCAUAGAUGUGCUGCUGCUGGCCAAGGAUGAAGAUGGGAAGUCUUUGUCAGAUAAGGACAUCCGAGCAGAAGCUGACACCUUCAUGUUUGAAGGACAUGAUACAACUGCAAGUGGCAUUUCCUGGGUACUCUACAACCUGGCCCACCAUCAAGAACAUCAGGACCACUGCCGCCAGGAGCUAGAAGAACUCCUGAGAGGUCGUCAACCAGAGGAGAUUGAAUGGGAUGAUCUAUCCCAGAUGCCCUUCCUGACCAUGUGUAUCAAGGAGAGCCUGAGGCUGCACCCACCAGUUCCUUCUGUGUUACGCCGAUGCACCAAGGACAUCAAACUACCUGAUAGUCGAAUUAUUCCCAAAGGAAAUGUAUGCUUCAUCAGCAUCUAUGGAACUCACCACAACCCAGCUGUGUGGCCCAACCCUGAGGUUUAUGAUCCAUACCGCUUUGAUCCCCAAAAUACCCAAAAGAUGUCACCCCUGGCAUUUAUGCCCUUCUCAGCUGGACCCAGGAACUGCAUUGGCCAGAACUUCGCCAUGUCUGAGAUGAAGGUUGUGGUGGCCCUUACUUUGCUACGAUUUCGAAUCCUCCCUCAUCAGAGUCAACCCCGAAGGAAAGCAGACCUCAUCCUCAGAGCAGAGGAUGGGCUGUGGCUGACAGUGGAGCCAUUGCAGCAUUCUUCCAGUUCUGAGACACACCUCCAAGAAGACCCUCAAAAUUGAUGUAUGGGCAUUAUCUCUGGUCUUGGGUGGCAUGAAAACCUGAUGGCCGCCUUCCUUUCCAAUCAUCCCUCUCAUUACUGUUAUUCUUCUAAAUAAAAAACACUUCUGCACCUCCUA
Antechinus flavipes (yellow-footed antechinus) is the source of this 1832-nucleotide messenger RNA. Its product is annotated as cytochrome P450 4F3-like. Gene Ontology annotation, molecular function: heme binding; iron ion binding; monooxygenase activity. The transcript is spliced from 13 exons. NCBI's taxonomy places the organism in Eukaryota, Metazoa, Chordata, Mammalia, Dasyuromorphia, Dasyuridae. The record is from RefSeq and is a predicted model, not a curated record. The coding region runs from base 90 to 1715 and encodes 541 amino acids.